Molecule: messenger RNA, 375 nt
Organism: Lachancea mirantina
Lineage: Eukaryota; Fungi; Ascomycota; Saccharomycetes; Saccharomycetales; Saccharomycetaceae
Source: the annotation of a GenBank genome assembly
AUGAGCAUAUCAUCAAGAGCUUCGCAGGCCCAGUUGGCGUUGAGUGCUUAUCGUAACGGUUUAAGAGCCACCAAAAUCGCGUUCGGGAGGGAUGCUCGUAUGUUGAACGCUGCAAGAGCUCAAAUGAAAGCCGGGAUGCAUAAUCCCCCGGAACCUUCCAAAACGAGUGAACAGCAGAUUCAGGAUUUGAACGAUAUUGCUGCCUUUCUCAGAAGAAAUGUGGUACAGGGCAAACUUUCGAAAUCUGGACAAUAUCAUCUGAAUAUACAUAGCGAAACGGAACUUGGUGAUAAUGAAUCUAUUAAAGUUACUAAGAAGACUUUGGCUGCUCGUGGUGGUGGCUGCUGCGGAGGUGGGAAGCAACUGUACGACUAA